Molecule: messenger RNA, 5472 nt
Organism: Anthonomus grandis grandis
Lineage: Eukaryota; Metazoa; Arthropoda; Insecta; Coleoptera; Curculionidae
Product: mediator of DNA damage checkpoint protein 1
Exons: 11
Coding region: 231-5165 (1644 amino acids)
Cellular component (GO): MLL3/4 complex
Molecular function (GO): protein binding
Source: RefSeq, a predicted model, not a curated record
UCAGCAAAUGUCAAUUGUCACUUGUAUGUUAAAUAUAUUUCAUGUUUACAUACUUAUUUUUUAUUAAUUUUUAUAAAGAAAUGUUGGUUUUAUUUCAUUUGGGGCCCGACAGUUAAGACUCGGCUUGUAGCAUUUACCAAAAACUUAAAAGAUAAAUCCGGAAACCUACUUCUAAUAAUCCAAAGGUUGACAAAAAACUUUCAAGGUUAAGAAUUUUACGAUUAAAAACUAUGGAAAACUCUUGUGACAAUACUCGGCCUCAGGUGGCCCUCCUUAAAAUUAAAAAAAAAACUUAUAGAAUCUAUGAAGGCGUUAAUACGAUUGGCUGCCAUACUAAUGCUGUGGUCUCGAUUAAUGAUGAGGUACAGAACGUCGAUAUACAUCAUGCCGUAAUUGUGGCUAAAGAGGGUGAAAACUUUAUAAGUGACUUAAAUUCGAGUGGACAAACUUUUGUUGAUGGCACCCAAUUAGUUCCAUAUAAGUUGUAUGAACUUAUUGGCGGCACUAAUAUAGGAUUCGGAGAGCUUUUGGCAACAUUUCAAUUACUGACCUCCCACUCAGAAGAAGAAGAACCUUUAAAUAUCCAUGAAGCACCCACCCAAAUAAUAGAACAUUUCGGAGAAGACAUUCACGAUGCCACCACCCAAGUAGUUAAUUGGGAACAAGUUUCAACCACUCACCCUAUACCACCUCCACCACUCUUCAAUUCUUCAGCAGUGUUAGAUCAGGAGGAUAAUGAACCAAAUUUAAUUGAGAAUGUUAUCUUUGAAGAACCAAACCAAGGUGUAGAUGCAGACAUCACUUGUGACGAACUGCUUGAGAGUUCACGUCAUAAAUUGGAUUGUGAAACUGGGAACAGUGACGAGUCUCUGGAACUGUUAAAUUAUGAUAUGGCAUCGUCAAGUAUUGAUACUAGUAAGAGGAACGUUGACAGUCCAGAGAAGAAAUCUGUGUGUGCGGCAACCAGAACUGAAAAUGCCGAUUCCGGCUCAGAUACUGAAGAGGAACUGGAAGCGAUGCUCAACGAAGGUUCUGAUACAGACGCAGAGGUACAAGGGUUAACAAAAGUAACCACCGUAACUGCAGAAGACAGUUUUCAAAGACCCUCGAUAUCAUUCAUUGAUAAAAGCAUCCCGGCCACACAAUAUGCGGGCGACGAUUUAUUGGAUGAUAGUGAUAUUGUGCCUGGCACUCAGGUCCAUUCAGUAAAACCCCAAGAAUCUCAGGAGAAUGACAACAAUUGCACCGAGGGUAGUUUCAAGUUGGGCUUGACUCAGAUGAUUGACGAGGAGGAUAUUUAUGAGGUGGCCACUCAGAGGGUCGGACCUCAGUUAAAUCAAUCCAUACGUACAGGUGACGGCACCUUUUUUGCUCCAACUCAAAAAGUCUUCACUGGGGAAGUUAAACUAAGUUGCUUAAGUGUUAUAGAGGAGCAAGAUAUUGCACAGAUGGACGAUUCUGACAUAUUGGAUGCAACUAUUUCUCCUAGGGCCUCUUGCAGCAAAACGCUGGAAUCAGUUAGGAAGUAUAUGAGAAGGAGUCAGUCUAAAUCGGAAAAUCAAAGCCAAAACAGUGUAGCAGUAAAUGAGGAGUCUAGAAAAGACGAAGGCAUAAUAGAAGAAGAUUUUCAAAGUGAAAAGCAUGAAGAUGUUGAUGAGGCAUCAGUUAAAAUGGCCGAAGUGACUCAGAUUGUUGAAAUUGUAUUAAAAAACGCCCUGGAAAAGGGUCCUAAUGUGGUUGAUUUCAGACCAGAAGCUGAUGGCCGAGAGGUUCCAGAAAAUAAUGAUAAAUUAAUGGAAUCCAAUCAAGGUCAUGACAAACUAGAUGUAGAAAGCCCUGAAAAGGCAGAAAACUUUCCAGAAAAAGUUGAUGAGGUCUUACAGGAAACUGCAAAGAGUGAGAAGGAGCAUUUACCAGCAGCUGAAGAAAGCACAGAAUCAACUACUGAUCAAGAAAAACCUAAAAGGUUUAUAUGGAAAAAAAGGGGGCAGCAAGAACCUUCUGUAAAACCUCUGCCUCUUCAUGAAACAGACAAUCUAGAUAAACAUAUUGACAUUGAAAAAAGGGAAAUUGAUUCAGUUGAUCAAGAACUAAAAGAUGGCGCCAUAAUAGUUGAAGAUAUUCAGGAAGGAUGUGAAGUAAUAGAGAAGCCUACGUCAAGGCGCAGAGGUAGGAUAAAGUCAGAUAAAGAAGAUAAUAGGCAAAAAACCUUUAAGACGACUACUAGGGGAAAAAAACGUGGACAAGCUGGGUCGAGUGAUGAUCUAAUUAAGACUGAUAAUCCAGGUGAAAUAAAUUCUUGUGAUGUGGCUGAUAAGGGCACACGAAGUUGUAAAAAGAUUAAAGGGGAAAUCGUUAAUUCAGAGAAACCUGGUGAGAUAAUUGUUAUGCCUGCAAAAUCUGCUGAUUUAGACAAGGAUAAUGCAGGCCUUGGGCAAAGAGAGACAGAUGGUAUUGAACCAGAUUCUGAGGCAUCAGAAAAAGAUGAGGAUAACAAGAAAGAAAUUAUACAGAAAUCUUUUGAAUUAAAUGAAAAAGUCAAAGAGGUUAUUGAUUUACCAUUAAAGUUAAAUGAAGUGGCUGUUGCUGAAGAACCGGAGGCAUUCAGAGAGGAAGAAGUUGAAGAAAUGCCCACUUCAAAGAGGAAGUCUACCGAUUCUGUUACACUUCAGGAAUCUCUAUUUGAUUCCAAAGAAGUGAUUCAGGAAAACGUGCCUGAAAUGAUGGAAAAACCAGUGUCUAGACCCAGAAGCAGGAUGAAGUCUAUUGAAUCUAAUGAAAAAACUGGAGAGGUUUCAGGAAAUAGUGGCUUACAAGUUGAGUUUAGUGAAGGGACUCUUGCUGAAGAAUUGCCCAUGUCUAAGAAGGAAGGUGCAAAAAAGAAAAGGAGAAGAAAGUCUACUGAUUCUCUUACAAUUGAGAAACCCUCAUUUGAUUCUAAGGAAGAUGGCGCCUCUAAUAAAUCUGAUGAUAUGAUCCAGGAACAGGUGCAAGGGUCUGAAAUAAUGGAAAAACCAGUGUCUAGACUCAGAAGCAGGAGAAAGUCCACCGAAUCUAAUGAGAAAGCUGGAGAGGUUUCAGGCAGUAUUGAUUUAGAAUGUAACUUAAAUGAAGCGGUUCUUGUUGAAGAAACUGAUGCAUUAAAUGAGGAAAGGGUUGAAAAAGAGUCCCAGUCAAAGAAGAAAAAAAGAAGAAAGUCUACUGAUUCAGUUACAAUUCAGGAAACAUUACUUGAUUCUAAAGAAGAUGAUACCUCAAAUGAAUCGGAUGAUGUGAUGCAGGAAAGGGUGCCUAGACUGAGAAAUAGGAUAAAGACUAGUGAACCUAAUGAAAAAACUAGAGAGGUUUCAGGCAGUAUUGAUUUAGAAUGUAAUUUAAAUGAAGCGGUUAUUGUUGAAGAAACUGAUGCAUUAAAUGAGGAAAAAGUUAAAAAAGAGUCCAAGUCAAAGAAAGAUGGUCCAAAAAAGAAAGGGAGAACAAAGUCUACUGAUUCUGUUACAAUUGAGAAAACUUCAUUUGAUUCUAAUAAAUCUGAAGAAUUGAUGCACAAAAAGGUGCAAGGGUCUGAAAUGAUGGAAAAACCAGUGCCCAGACUCAGAAGCAGGAUAAAGUCCACUGAUUCUAAUGAGAACGCUGGAAAGGCUUCAGUCAGUACUGGUUUACAAUUUAAUUUAACUGAAGCGAGUCUUGCUGAAGAAUCUGACGCAUUAAAUGAGGAAACCAAGUCAAAAAAAGAUGGUCCAAAGAAGAAAGGGAGAAGAAAGUCUACUGAUUCAGUUACAAUUCAGGAAACAUUUGAUCCUAAGGAAGAUGAUACCUCGAAUAAACCUGAUGAAAUAACGGACCAACCAGUGUCUAGACUCAGAAGCAACAUAAAGCCUACUGACUCAGAUGCAUCUGUUGAACAACCACAAGCUCCCAAAAAAAUUCGAGGGAAAAAACCUGGAAAACUUGAAGUAUGUUUCAAUGAUGACAAAGAGAUAAUUAAGGAACGGGCAAGUGAAUUAAUGACUGACCCUACAGAGCCACUUGCACCAACAAACGGCGAUAGUAAAAAAGUCCCCAAGAAGAGCGUAAAAGUAAAAAAACCCCAAACAGUUACGAAACGUCGUUUACGAGGUCGAAGUUCCGAAUCUAGUGUGGACACAAAGCCAACACAAUCGCAGGAAGAAGAACUGGGUGAACCAGUGGAAAAACGUGUGAAAAAGGAAGUUGAGCAGAAGGAGGUGGUAAGGAAACAGGCUUUAAAGAGAGAAAGAAGAUUGAGAUUGAAUGAGUCGGACGAAGAUGCAGAUAAUGGUGAAGAUGAUGUGAAAGAGCCACGGCAAACCUCUUCAACUGAUCCCAUGAACCAUAAAAAAGUGGAACCCUUAAGACGUUCGUCAAAACGUGCCCAAAAGGGUGUUGAACCAAAAACCGUGAAAAUCAAAGAGGGAAUUAACAAUUUAGAAGCUUUCGCCUCACAUUCUAGUUUAACCUCUGCUGGUGAUAUGAGCGAGGGUUCUCUGGAUGCGUUUAAAGGAAAAAAGGUGAAAAAGGAAGCGACUGCUAUAACUGAUAGUCCACAGAGAGAGAGCUCCAGGAGGCAGAAACAUAAAGUGGUGUUCACUCUCAUGGAGAAUCCGUUGUUGGAGUCUCAAAUACGCCAGUUAGGCGGUUCCAUGGGAACCUCUAUGAACACAUGCACAGUCCUGGUCACAGAAAGUAUCAAAAGAACCCCAAAACUCCUUAGUGCCGUAGGACUGGGCAAACCGAUAUGUUCUCCCAACUGGAUUCUUGAGUCAAAAAAAGCUCACGAGUUCUUAGAUCCUUGGGAGCACAUACUGACCGAUCCGGAGGCAGAAAAAAAGUGGGAUUUCUCUUUGAAAGAAUCCCUAAAUCGCAGCAGGAACCAAAAGAUCUUAAUGGGAUAUACCUUCGUUAAUCAGUGCCAAGAUAAGGCGGAACCUUUAAAGGCGGCAAUCGAGUCGUGCGGAGGCAAAUAUUUAACCAAAACCCCAACGACGUUUGCGGAAAAUACUUUUAUAAUUUCCCCGUCUGAUAAUAAACCGAAACUCGGUAGGUUAUUGAAAAAUAAUCCGCAAAUUAAAAUUAUCGAGUCCGAGGCUGUUGUCGAUGGGGUUUUGAGGCAGGAGUUGAGGUUUCAUAGGCAUUUUUUGAACUGAGUUCGCUUAUACAGGGUGGAUUUUACUAUUGAGAAGAUUGAAACGCUCGUUGCUGGUGGGAUUUCUAGAGUUGACAAAUUUUUUUGACCAAGACAAACCUAUGGUGAUGAUAAUGUGUGCGAGGGAGAUUGAUAGGGUAGAACCAAUAUUUUUUGUACAGAAAAAAUGCAUGGGAUGCAGGCAACUUUGUAAUUUACGGACUUUUUAAAGGAAGUCCCCUUAGUGGCAAUUUUUUGACUCUAUUUUAUUUGUUAUACAUGUAUAUUUAUUGUUGAUUGUAAUAUAUUUCCUAUUUUUUACAUUAAAA